CACCCGGCGCGUGCAGGAUCCUAGCUCGGUCGACUCCUUCGACCACCACCACCUCCUCCUCCUCGUCGUCACUAUGGCGGACGACGAGGUUCUCUUCGACGAUGUUUACGAGCUCUGCGAGAUUAUCGGCAAGGGACCAUUCAGCGUCGUUCGGAAAUGCAUUCAUCGUCAUACCAUGCAGACUUUCGCCGUAAAAAUCGUCGAUGUGGCGAAGUUCACCUCCAGUCCUGGACUCAGCACUGCGGAUCUGAAACGGGAAGCUACAAUAUGCCAUAUGUUGAAACAUCCGCACAUUGUGGAACUGCUGGAGACCUACAGUUCCGAGGGCAUGUUAUACAUGGUGUUCGAAUAUAUGGAUGGCUCCGAUUUAUGCUUCGAGGUAGUGAGACGAGCAACUGCUGGAUUUGUGUACAGCGAAGCGGUUGCUAGUCACUACAUGCGACAGAUCCUCGAGGCGUUGCGUUACUGCCACGAGAACGACAUUAUUCAUCGUGACCUGAAGCCGCAGUGCGCUCUUCUGGCUGGCAAGGAGAAUUCCGCUCCCGUGAAGCUGCGCGGUUUCGGCGUCGCUGUGCAACUGCCGACCUCGCAGUCCAAUGGCGUUGGCCUGAUCUCCCCGAGCUGCAAUUUCCCUUUCGAGGACCUGACUGACGCCGAGGAUUCGCUAGUGAGCGACACGGAGGACAAUAUCGGUCGUGUCGGAUGUCCGCACUUCAUGGCGCCGGAAGUGAUCCAGCGGCGACAAUACGGGAAACCCGGUGACGUCUGGUCAGCCGGAGUGCUGCUCCAUGUUCUGCUAACCGGCACGCUUCCGUUCGUCGGGUCCCGCGACAGAUUGCGGGAGGCGAUCUGCCGAGGGCGGGUUCAGAUGGAGACGCCGCUCUGGGACCCGAUUAGCGAGCCGGCGAAGGAUCUCAUACAGAGGAUGCUGACGACCGACGUGAAUCACAGGAUCACCAUCCAGGAGGUUCUUAACCACAAGUGGCUUAGAGAUCGUGAUAAGGGUGCAGCACGUAUACACUUAGCCGAGACUAUAGAGGAGCUUAAGAAGUUCAAUGCGAGGCGAAAAUUGAAGGAUGCUGUAAAAGCAGCUGUCUCCUCGUCCAAGUGGCAUGCACCGUAUUCAGAAGCUAAUGGCGACAAUUUCUCCGACGUCGGCGACGACGAGGUGACAACUACAGGCGCAGUAGCAGAAGUCGUGGAUUCCCUGGACGAUAUCCAGAUUCUUGAAGAGAGCGAUAGACUUUUGCGGCCGGAAGUUCUCAAUGCCGUCGAUGAUCAUCGACUUCGAGCUGUCUUAGAGCUCUAUGACAGAAUCUCAAGUCGCGUGCCAACACCGCACCGCGCACCGCAAACAGAUGCGGCCCAACGUGCUCGCGAGGUCGAGGAGAUUCUGCGGGAAGCGGAGCACUCGGCCGUGCGAAAUAUCGAUAGGGCUGAUCUGCGGGAACUUCACGAGUUGUUGGUCCAGCCGCAUAUGAGGGCGCUCCUGCAAGCGCACGAUGUCGCCGGCCACGAGGUCUACGGCGAGGAAGCCACCAGAGUAACGCCACCACCGCUUCUCACAUACUUGAAUGGUGGCGAUGAUCUCGAAGGGCAAAACGGCGAUCUAGACGAGAAAAUUACUCGCGUCAGGCUGGUGCAGUUCCAGAAGAACACGGAUGAGCCGAUGGGAAUCACGCUGAAAAUGAACGAAGACGGGCAGUGCUUCGUUGCGCGGAUUAUGCAUGGUGGGAUGAUCCAUAGACAAGCCACUCUUCACGUUGGCGACGAGAUCAGGGAAAUCAACGGCAUACCAGUUCAGAAUCAAUCCGUUAAUGCUUUGCAAAAGAUUCUGCGGGAGGCACGUGGAUCGGUGACAUUCAAGAUCGUGCCGUCGUACAGGAGCGCGCCACCCCCCUGCGAGGUACAAUUGUUCAGGAUUAAGCCUCUGCCAGUGUUAAUUUUCGUUCGUGCGCAAUUCGACUACGAUCCACUGGAGGACGAACUGAUACCGUGCGCGCAGGCUGGGAUCUCUUUCAAGACCGGCGAUAUCCUGCAGAUCAUCAGCAAGGACGAUCAUCAUUGGUGGCAAGCGCGGAAGGACAACGCGGCUGGCUCCGCGGGUCUCAUACCUUCGCCCGAGCUUCAAGAGUGGCGCAUUGCCUGCCUGUCUAUGGAGAAGAACAAGCAAGAACAAGACGCUGAAGGAGAAGGUGGAUGCUCUUCUCACACCGAAGGCUGCGACGGCUCGACAGUAAAUUGCUCAAUAUUCGGCCGGAAAAAGAAGCAAUACAAGGAUAAAUAUCUCGCAAAGCACAACGCCGUUUUCGACCAGCUGGACCUGGUGACCUACGAAGAGGUCGUGAAGCUUCCUUAUCCUGCCUUCCAACGGAAAACCUUAGUAUUAUUGGGAGCACAUGGCGUCGGUCGACGACAUAUAAAGAAUACAAUUAUCUCCAAACAUCCCGAUAAAUACGCCUAUCCUAUUCCGCAUACAACGAGGCCUCCACGAAGCGACGAAGAAAAUGGUCGUAAUUACUAUUUCGUAUCGCACGAUGAGAUGAUGGCAGACAUAGCUGCUAAUGAAUAUCUCGAAUACGGUACACACGAAGAUGCUAUGUACGGAACUAAGCUCGAAACUAUUCGCAAAAUUCACGAAGAAGGCAGAAUGGCAAUAUUGGAUGUUGAGCCGCAGGCAUUGAAAGUUUUACGGACUGCUGAAUUUGCACCUUACGUCGUAUUCAUCGCCGCACCAGCGUUUGCAAAUGUUACGGACUUCGACGGUAGUCUGGAACGACUGGCGAAGGAAUCGGACAUGUUGAAGCAGGCGUACGGUCACUUUUUCGACCUGACCAUCGUGAACAACGACCUCGACGAGACGAUCGCCCAGCUGGAGGGUGCCAUCGAGCGCGUGCACACAACGCCCCAGUGGGUGCCCGUCUCCUGGGUCUACUGACAGCGGACCUCGCCGAUACGUCAGAUCGUCACCGCGGACUGCAACGGCUCGUCGCGGAUGAAGCAGUGAUCGUUAGCGCCAUCGGAACGAUCAUCGAGCCGCGAUCGAUCUCCGUGGAACGAGGAUCCGACACGGCAAACGGUCGCUCGCCGUCGAUCGGCCCGACACUGAAACGAAAGAGAUCGAUCGGAGUGCGCGACUCGCGUACGACGGCCGUGUGUUCAAUGAGGCUCUUUCUGAUCGCUCCGUGCGAUUUCUCGUCAUUAGGUCCGGUCGCGGGGACAGACAGAGGGGAGAGACCAGAGCGACGCGUCGGAGUCGCCUCCCGACGUCGACGGGUCGAGAAUUGCUCAGGCGUCGCGUCGACCGUCGCGACGUCGGGAAUCCGUCUCCCGGAGAUCGGAACGCGUCGUCAUCGAGUGCGACGAAAUCGGUGACGACGACGAGCAUCACGACGCGUCCGGAAACGGAUGCUCUCUCGCGGACCACCAAUUCCUUCCGCAUCUCCUUCCGCAUCUCUGUUCCUUUUCUUCCUUUCCUCUUCCUCCUGCCCUUUCGAGGACACGCCGAUCAGCUGGAACUCCCUUUCGAACGAGAGCACUAAACGCUAAAGAUGUGUCUUUCUUUCUCUCCGCUCGCAUUUCUUGAUUCCAUAUUUCCGGUUCCAGUCCUGGUCCUGGCACGGGAUCCGCACUGAGUCUCUCGCAAUCCUCCAGGAUGAUCGUUUGCGGCACGAAGUGAUACGGUCGACCGCGAUGAUGCACCAAAUGCACCAAAGAAUCUCCUUAGAAGCGCGCAAGAACGCGAAGGCCGAGCAAGAAACGUCACGUUCGCGCUUCUAAACGCAUCACGAACGUCAAAACAAUAAACCGUGCGGCCGCUUCGUACCCUUCCUUUCUCCUUCCCUCUUUCCCUUUCUUCCUUCCUCCUUUCGUACCUUCGCGGAAUCUAUCGGUCGACUCUGUAAAACUGUAAUUGCCUCCUCUAUUGUAACUUUAUUGUAACUCUAUUUAAACGAGAGAAGAGAAGAAAAAAAUAAGAAGCUAGAGAUCGUGCGGCACGGCAGUGCCCGUAAAUCUGCAACACACACCACACACACGGGGCGUAAGCGAGAGACGUGGGUCCCAUCUGCGGGAUGAUCCGAGGCCCGAAGAAGACGGAGGAAAAGAACACCACACGGGAGAACGCGCGAGGGAAAAACGCGCGAAAAACUGGUGUGCUGCCGGCCGUCCGUCGUUUAACUGUAACUUUAAGCAGUAGGGAAUUUCGCCGGUUUCGUCUUAGUACUUCUACUAAUAUCUAACGAGUGUUCAUCUAACAUCGUCGUGGCAAUCCUACCGCGACGAGUCUACGCGUAUGCGCGAGCGCUUCUUUCGUUCGGCUGCUUUUCGUAUCUCCCCUUGUUAUCUCCUGAUCGUUCUUCGUUUCCUCUCCUCCCUUAUCUUCUCUCACCCUCCUUCUAUCUCUCUUGCUCUUCCUUCGAUCCAUCCAGCUUCUCUCAUCUUUUUUACUUCGAUACUUUCGACAAUCGAGACCGCCGUCAGACAGCGGGACGAUUCACUCGCUUGGCCGUGCACUCGCCCACCCCAUCGUUCUUCGUACUAUCGUCGCUCGCGAAACACUCACUCGUGAGAUCCGGCGAGCGCUCACCGGAAUGCAUCACCGAUCUCGAUGCGAUCCUGUUCUGUCUAAUCUUGUCCUACACGCGGAAACGUCCCGGAAAGAUCCAAGAAUCCUGCGCAUCUCGGACGAAUGCACGGACGGCGGAUAUCGAUCCAGCAGCGGGAAUUUUACGCUCAUUCAGGAAGCACCUAUGUACGCGAUUUAGUUGGUACACACGAAUACACACGCACGACACACUUGUACAAGCAGACACACGCAUACACACGUCAGAGUUACAAUAUACUAUAAACCUCACUCUCUCGGUUCACAUUACUACACCCUCGUACAAAAGCGCAUAAUCGAAUGACGAAGCAACAAAGGAGGAAACACGCGCGCGCGCGCGCGCGGUUUACUAUAAGAUAUUUAUAAAACGUAAAUUUCAGAUAAAUAGAUAGUCUACCAGCUAUAUGAAAUAAUAAUGAGGACAUGUCUCGCGCGCAGAAAAAGACACAUACACAUACACGUACACAUAUAUACGCAUACACCCAUUGAACACAGGUUGCACACCGCGCGCACAUACACACCAGCCACGUAUCUUCAUUUACACAUCGUACACACACACACACGCGCACGCACAUAGAAACGCGACGCGCGAGCGCAGGUUUACAAGAUACAAGAUUUAACGACUAGUAAUUAAUUUACGAGCGAUUAAAGAAGAAAAAAAAGAAUUAAAUGUAUGACUAAUUAAUAACUAAAGAAUCAUUAGAGAGACUAAUAGGUGAUUUGCAUAACGCAUAUGCCCGUAGAACGAAGGAGUGAAUGCGAAUGUAUGCGUGCGGGCGUGGUGUGUGACGGACGUUGUGCCCGGACCCGGACGACGACGUCGCGAUCAACGGCAAUCGCGUCGAUCGGAUCCGCGGUUUUCUGGCCCGUUCGGGCUUUCACGUCGACGUGUCGUCUCCCUCAGACCGCCCCGACAAUCUCUCAGGAACGUGACGCAGAGAAUGGACGACGGAACAAAAUGGAGACAUUUCAAUUCUACUUCCGCUUUCCUCGUCCAUCCGCCGUAACGUGCUCGCAAAACGAACGCGCGUCUUGGUCCCCCUCGCGCGUUGGCGUUCCUCGUACCCCGACAGGACCAUCGACGAGACCACCGUUGACCGCGCGAGGAUCGUCUCGCGUUUCGAAACGAUGCAGGAACUAUGCGAGGGGGAUGUCGGGAUGUCGCGCGGGGGUUGAUUCUCGCUGCAACCGCGAAUCCAGAGAAACGCUCGCUCGCGCGAACGGAAGAGGGCGCGAAAGGGAGAAAAGGCUCGCCCGCCGGUGCGACAGCGUGACGUGUGCGUGAAAGUAUAUACUUGCGAGAGAGCGCGAUAAGAAUGCGUCACACACGAGAGUGAUUUUGUAAUAUUUCUUAUAAGUUGUAGCUGCCAUAUCUCCAGAGGUAAUUAAGUACUAGGCGCGUUGAGUGAUAAUCUGACGACGAUUGUUACGUUAGUGAUAACGAUGCCGAGAUGGUAUGACGAGGAUGAGGAUGACAAUGAUGCCGACGAUAACGACGACGAUGAUGAUGAUAAUGAUGAUGAUAAUGACGUUUACGGUGAUCGUGAUGACCCUUACGUGCCGCCACACGCGUGCGGCGUCGAUCGAUCUGGAUGAGCUAAGGCAUUGGGAGAGCGACGACGGGUCUAAAGAAAACAAUAACAAGUUCAUUACGAUUAUGUAAUUAUAAAUAAGAGGAAAAGACGAAGAGUAUUAUAACACGUUGUUAAAAAAAAUUGAAUUAAUAAAAUUAGCCCCAAAGUAA
Molecule: messenger RNA, 6347 nt
Organism: Ooceraea biroi (clonal raider ant)
Lineage: Eukaryota; Metazoa; Arthropoda; Insecta; Hymenoptera; Formicidae
Gene: CASK
Product: peripheral plasma membrane protein CASK
Biological process (GO): protein phosphorylation
Molecular function (GO): protein kinase activity; ATP binding; protein binding
Source: RefSeq, a predicted model, not a curated record